CGGAGGGUAAAAGCUCGAGUUUGGCCAACGCCCAACCAUUCUCACGGGGGCACCAACACAACUUGCACGGUGCAAAGUUUGAGGUCUUCUGUUCAACAGAGAACAACUCCAAACCACCAUGGAUUUCAAGGGGUAUUUCUACAUCAUGAGCCGGCAGACCGGCAUGGUCCUUGAUGUGAGAGGGAGCAACCAUUCUGACAACGCACCAAUCAUCAUCUGGCAACUGAAGUCAGAGGAAAAGGAAGAGCGCAAACGUUUGAACCAACUCUGGAAGUACAACUCGGAGACUGGUGAACUGGAGAGUCGCAUGAACGGACAUCGUCUCGACGUGGCUGGAGGAUAUGCGCACAGCGGUGCAGAAAUUGUCAACAACCCUGCGAAUUACUCCCCAAGCCAGAAGUGGUACUUCAAGCCGGACGGUACCAUUGAGAGCGGGCUGGGGGACAUGUGGGUUCUGGACGUGAAGGGAGGCCACACCGAACCCAGGACCAGUGUGAUUCUGCACCAGCGUCAGGAAGGAGGGCCCAGCAUCAGCCAACAGUGGGAUGUGGUGCCUUAUGUGCCGAUGUUCGGCGAGUUCUUCUACAUCAGAAGCAACUUGAACAACUGCUACCUGCAGAUCAUGUGUGGCAGUGAAGAUAAGACCAUUCCCUCUCUCUACAUUGUAGAUAAGGCAGAUGGGAGCCCUGACCAGCUCUGGAAGUACGACAAAGAGACCCGCGCUAUCCACACUGGGAAUGCAAACGACUACGCCUUAGACGUGCCUUCGGAGGAGGGAAACCCAUUUCCCAGCAUCGUCACCAAGCCCCCAAAACGUAGUGCCAGGCAGGCGUGGACCUUUGAGAAGGACGGGUCCAUCGUGAGCGGUCUGAGCGGCCUGGGCAAAAAGAUGGUUCUGAACAUCAGAGGAUCCGGCGGAGCGUUGAGUCCCGUCAUCCUCUACGACUGGAACAGCGGGGAGAACCAGAAGUGGUACAUCUCCGCCAAAUAA
Molecule: messenger RNA, 991 nt
Organism: Branchiostoma floridae (Florida lancelet)
Lineage: Eukaryota; Metazoa; Chordata; Leptocardii; Amphioxiformes; Branchiostomatidae
Exons: 8
Coding region: 119-991 (290 amino acids)
Source: RefSeq, a predicted model, not a curated record